Closterium sp. NIES-65 is the source of this 1122-nucleotide messenger RNA. Lineage: Eukaryota; Viridiplantae; Streptophyta; Zygnematophyceae; Desmidiales; Closteriaceae. The record is from the annotation of a GenBank genome assembly.
AUGCGCGGGGCGCGGGGGAGCAUCGAGCGCAACGCGAACGCCGUCGGCGGAAACCUGGAGCGCGCCAUCCGCAUUGCGCGCGGAAACCGCCAAUUGCCCGCCUAUCUCCUCUUCCUCGUCGCGCUGAUCUCCCUAUCGGUCCUUAUUUCCCAGUCCUCUGAUUGGACGCCGUCCGCGGUCUUCGACAACGCCGAUUCGAUAACGGUCUCUUUUCCCUCCGAAACCGACUCUAGCGACGCGAAGGCAGAAGCGGGAGGUGCGAAUGCUAGUGGUGCGGGUAACGGACCUGAGGGUGGAUCGCAACCGCUGUCGGAGGCCGCGUUCUUAAAUCGAACGCUGGUGCUGGACACGAUGGUGUGCUUAAACGGGGCGCAUACUAACGAGGGGUAUGGGCUGGUGCGGCCGCUCUAUGCCUACUUCGACUUGCACGAGUUAAAGAGCCACCUCCCCUUCACGCCACUACAGGGCUUCAGGACAGUAGCCCCAUCCGCCCAUCUCUCCACUCUCAUCGCUCCCAAGCUCGAGCCAGCAGCCGCGCUGGCAGAGGGGGUGAGGAGGGACGUGCAACUUAUUAUCCGGAAUCUCACUUCCUCUACGGAUUUUGGGUUUGCUUCCUGUGACGCACCAGAGGGGGCGUCGCUCCCACGCAACUGGACUCUGCUGCCCAUGCGGAAGGAGCUCCAGUGGGUUAUUUCCAAUAUUACACUCCAAAUGAAUAACAGCAACUACGAUGUAGUGCACGUGCGGCGGGGGGACAAAGUCCUGGACUCAAAACGAUGGCCCAACCUCGACAAGGACACACGACCUGACAGUCUCCUCAAGCGUCUACUGGAGCUGGUUCAGCCUGGUAGAUUCCUCUACAUUUCAACGGACGAGCGUUCUCCGGGUUUCUUCGACCCCCUAAAAGAAAAGUUCAACGUUCGGAUGCUCGGGGAUUUCAAGGACUUAUGGGCACCGGGGAGUGCGUGGUAUCAAGUCUACUCGGACAUGCUGGGGAAGGAUGUUACUUUCGACUCGUACAUGGAGGCAAUGGUGGACUAUGAGGUUACAAGGCUGGCUCAAAAGGCCAUUGAGACGUUCAACGACCUCACCAGUGAUCCUAGGGAUGGCAUGCAAUCAUGA